Miscanthus lutarioriparius is the source of this 609-nucleotide messenger RNA. The record is from the annotation of a GenBank genome assembly. Lineage: Eukaryota; Viridiplantae; Streptophyta; Magnoliopsida; Poales; Poaceae.
AUGGCCGCUGGCACGCGCGGGCAGCGGCGCGGGACUGGCCCCGGCGGGAGGCGGCGAGGGCCCUCGUGCGCCCGGCGGCUGCUGCUGCGAUGGCUCUUGGCACCUCCUCCGGCGCGGCCCUCACCGGGCAGGGGCGGCGCGAAGCAGGGCGGCUCUCCACCAACGCGGCCGUCUCUGUGCAUGGACGGUGCUGAUCUGGCGCGAGGCCACGCGGAUCUCCUCCUCCCGAGCCCUCCCUCCCUCCUCUUCCCCGGUGGAUCCGGCGAACAACGGCUGCGGAGGGCACGCCGGCAACGGAGGCGGCGGAUCUGCGGUGAGGAGUCGGAUCUGUGGCGGAUCUACGACGAGGAGGCGGAUCCAACAAGGCCGCACCAGAUCCGGCUCUCACCCGUCUCGGACCCUGUCGUCGUCGCCACCAUCUCCGAACCCAUCGCCACCGUCGUCGCCUUCGUCUCCGAACCCAUCGCCACCGUAUCCCACUCCCACCCGUCUCGGCCCCUGGUGCUGCUCCCGCUGCCACCCCAUGGGCAAGAAGCUAGCAGCACCAAGCCGCACACCCUAGUUUCAGUUUUCCCCCAAAUCACAGGGCCCGUUCUCCAAUUUGCUUAG